Messenger RNA from Triticum aestivum (bread wheat), 1545 nucleotides. RefSeq lists its product as uncharacterized. The record is from RefSeq and is a predicted model, not a curated record. The transcript is spliced from 6 exons. NCBI's taxonomy places the organism in Eukaryota, Viridiplantae, Streptophyta, Magnoliopsida, Poales, Poaceae. The coding region runs from base 548 to 1150 and encodes 200 amino acids.
GUGGCACAUGGCCAGGGCGCGCCCAAAGCCGCCGUCCACACGCACCCGUCCGCGCUAGGGUUUCUACCGCCCGCCGCCACCAGGGUUUUCUUCCCCCCUCGCCUUCUUCCUCCUCCUCCCCACGCAAUCCACGGAGGAACCGAGAGCGCGUAGGAGCGCAGCCAUGGCGUGAGCGUGUCCAAGGUUCUUCCCCGUCGCCGGCUCCGCGUCCAGGAGCUCCGCCGUCCACGUCUUCCUCGCCUACGUCCAGGACGCCUCUCCCGAACGACUACAGCCACCACUCCUUCCUCUUCGGCCGCCGCCGCGUCGUUGUCAAAGUCCUCCGCCUCCGUCCGCUACUCGACCGGCGGAUCACACCUCCGUGGUCCUGGUUGGACAAUGUGCUUUUCGAGGUUGAUACUGGAGAAGUGGAGAUGCAACCGAUGAUGACAAGCCCUUGGAGGAUGAACCUCAGAAUGAGUGCACAUGUGAUGAUGAUUUCAAGCACCUGUCACAGAAUGCAGAAGAUCAUGUGCCAGCCUCUGACGAACUUGAUGAAGAUAAUCUGAUGGGGCAGUUAUUUGCCGAGAAUCCCCUGGAGCUGGCUCAGUAUGCAGAGAAUCACGUGCCAAUGUAUGAUGACCAUGAUGAAGAUGUUCUGACGGGACAGUUAUUCGCUGAGAAUCCCCAGGAGCUGGCUCAGUAUGCAGAGAAUCAUGUGCCAAUGUAUGAUGACCAUGAUUAUGGUCCUGAUCGGCUGCAGAGAAUUCAGUGUACUUUGGCUAACUCACAGCGAUAUGAAGCACAUGGUCUCGACAUGCUGGCACACGCCGCACUGUUGUUGACCCAGCUUCAGACUGCUGAAAGGUCUUACCAUGUCCGUGUCUCCGAGGCUCACCUCGAGGGGAUCACUCGGUGGGCCGAACAGAUGGGUGCGUAUGCAGAAGUUCUGGAUGAUUACUGUGACGAGGUGCACGAGUUUGCGUUAUACCUGAUUCGCUUUGAUUUGGAAGAUCCAGUGUUUGCAAGGCACCAGGAGUUGGAAACAGUGGCUGACCGGUUAAUAAGAGAGCAAAGAAACUUGAGAGCGCGGGUCAGGCGUGCACGGGAAAGAAUGCAGGUGUGGCAGGAAUGGUUUGAUGAGAGGGUGAGGCUUCUGCAUCUGAGAUAAUGUAGCGCGGGUCAAGCAUGCAGGGGAAAGAAUGCAAGUCAACAGUGCCCAAGAUGUCAAAGCGCCGUCUGCCGAGGAUCAAGUGAAUGCGCAUGGGAACGCUGGGGAGUCUAACGCUGUGGAGAAGCAGGAUCUUCAGGACUAGGAAUAGGGCAUAGGGGGUGCCUUGGGCUGUGUCAUUGGGAUCUCUCCUGACUCUAUCAUCAGGUUGAGCAAGAUAUAUGUAUAAUAGAAUACGAACUUCCUCGACUCUAGCAUGCGGGUUCUUAUGUUCCUCUUUAUUAUGUAUUGGCUUGGUUUUGUUUGGUUGGUUGGCUGAAACCAACACCAACACCAUGCAUUUUCUGUGCCAAGAGUUACAGUUUUGUGUGGCAAGCAGGUUCGUGUGGAUAGGC